Messenger RNA from Aedes albopictus (Asian tiger mosquito), 1386 nucleotides. RefSeq lists its product as uncharacterized. The transcript has 2 exons. The record is from RefSeq and is a predicted model, not a curated record. Bases 887 to 1333 code for a protein of 148 amino acids. NCBI's taxonomy places the organism in Eukaryota, Metazoa, Arthropoda, Insecta, Diptera, Culicidae.
GCAAAAAAAAAUGCAGGUGUUCCACUUCUACUCGUUUGCCAGCUAGCAGUGCUUUUCAGCACCUCGGAAUCGCAAUAUUCGCGCAAGUAAAACGAAAAUUUCGUUCCGUCCGUAAUCGGUCAGUGCGGUUAGUGCCCUGAAGAAUCACAAAAACGCAAAGAUUCGCCGAAAAAUAGUGUGGAAAAUAAAUUGUGCAAAUUUGAGUGGUGGAGAAUCAUUCGGUGCUGCUGAUAGCGAGCGGUGCAGGCAGUGCAGAUUCGAGAGUGCGAAGCGAAAACUAACACCCCACGUCAGAAACGAAAGCAUGACAGCAUUCAUUUACAUUAUAGGUAGCUAUCUAAUAAGCAGCAGUCAGUGACAACGGGAUUUGCAAGUGUAUCAACUUGUCUGCUGCGUACCUUAUGAUAUAACUAUUGUGAACUGUUUACCGCUUUGUGAGUCAAUAAAGUUGGAUUGAAGACGUUGCUGAAUGGGAAUAAAAGAAGUUCUCUCGGGAUAAAAAGUGCCUACCGAAAAAAUAAGCAAAAGAAAAUGAAGUAAAAAGUGAAUGUGAAGUAAUCCAGAAAAAGAUCACCGAAAAAAAGUUGAAGCAGAGUUUCGGCGCUAGAAUGCCGGGGAGAAGCACCGCCAACGUUCGUCAAGAUAAUGGGAUUUUUUGUGAGUCUGUACGUAAACUUGGAGACGAAGCAAACGAAAAGAAACGGUCACAGCAUCAGCAGCAGUAAUUGCCGUGGCCUUGAAAAGGAACGAGUUUGAAUCAAAAAAAAAAAGUUCAUUAGCAAGUGCUUCAGAAAGAGAGACGCACGCAGCGUGCUUAGAAGCGGCAGUGAUUGAUAGUGUCAAACAGUGUGUCAUCAAAGUUACGCUUCUAGAGAGUCGCACUUAGAUGACGUCGUCAUCGAACAUUGACUCGCACUUCUCACCGGCUGGUGGUGGAGGUGGCGGUGGUGGUGCAUCCGGGUCCAAUCAAACGCCCCAGUACCCUUACCAGCAGCAACAGCAGAAUCAUCUGCCAUCACAACACCACAAUCAUGCCCACCAUCCCAAUCAACACCUCCAGCAUGCGAAAAAGCAAUCGUUUCCGAUUGUAUUGCCACCGAUGACCGCCUUGGUAACGCCUGCUACAAACAUGGAUUCGUUGACGUCACCAAUACCGGCGACUGGGCGUACUAUUUCGCGCCAGAGGCCAACCGUGGCUCGGGAAGCCGAGGGGAAGGCGACCACUCUGCCGUCCCGGGUAUCUCAGCUGUACUACAAGCAUGGGCUGUUCUUGUCCAGCUAUCCGACCUGUGCGACCAGCAUUGCCAUAGCCGUCAUCAUUUUUUGUUGGUGAGUGAUGAUUCUUUUAAUUUUUUUUUAGUCCAUCGCUAAUUACUAGCUGACAUU